GGACAGAAACCGUUUUGUUGUGAUCUUUGUGGACAAAGAUUUAGCCAAAAAGGAAGUUUAAACACACACAUGAGAAUCCACAGUGGACAGAAACCUUUCUGUUGUGAUCUAUGUGGACAAAGAUUUAGCCGAAAAGGACAUUUAAACACACACAUGAGCAUCCACACUGAACAGAAACCUUUCUGUUGUGAUCUAUGUGGACAAAGAUUUAGCCAUAAAUCAAGUUUAAACACACACAUGAGAAUCCACAGUGGACAGAAACCUUUCUGUUGUGAUCUAUGUGGACACAGAUUUAGCCAUAAAUCAAGUUUAAACACACACAUGAGCAUCCACAGUGGACAGAAACCUUUCUGUUGUGAUCUAUGUGGACAAAGAUUUAGCCGAAAAGGACAUUUAUACACACACAUGAGCAUCCACACUGGACAGAAACCUUUCUGUUGUGAUCUAUGUGGACACAGAUUUAGCCAUAAAUCAAGUUUAAACUCACACACGAGAAUCCACAGUGGACAGAAACCUUUCUGUUGUGAUCUAUGUGGACAAAUAUUUAGCCGAAAAGGACAUUUAAACACACACAUGAGAAUCCACACUGGUCAGAAACCUUUCUGUUGUGAUCUAUGUGGACAAAUAUUCUGA
Girardinichthys multiradiatus is the source of this 633-nucleotide messenger RNA. RefSeq names its product gastrula zinc finger protein XlCGF8.2DB-like. Gene Ontology annotation, biological process: regulation of DNA-templated transcription. Gene Ontology annotation, molecular function: DNA-binding transcription factor activity, RNA polymerase II-specific; RNA polymerase II cis-regulatory region sequence-specific DNA binding. The annotation marks the transcript as partial. The transcript is spliced from 2 exons. The record is from RefSeq and is a predicted model, not a curated record. NCBI's taxonomy places the organism in Eukaryota, Metazoa, Chordata, Actinopteri, Cyprinodontiformes, Goodeidae.